Messenger RNA from Zea mays, 972 nucleotides. RefSeq lists its product as uncharacterized. The transcript has a single exon. Lineage: Eukaryota; Viridiplantae; Streptophyta; Magnoliopsida; Poales; Poaceae. The coding region runs from base 150 to 392 and encodes 80 amino acids. The record is from RefSeq and is a predicted model, not a curated record.
GAACGCGAGGGUGCCAGCUCGGCCGCCGGGCCGCCUAUUUUAGGCAGCUGGAGUGCCGGCUCCUGUGAUCCUGUCCUGUGCAAUCAAAUCCAACAGUGUCCCCUCUCCUCCUCUUGUCGUCCACCACCCAGUCCCCAGCUGCCUCGCUGAUGGCCACCGAGACCAUCCAGGUUCCGGCGCCGGCCAUGCCGGCAGUAGCUGGGCGCGCCGCCACCAGAGGCGGCAGCAGGGCGGGCCUGCCGCCGCCGCCGCGGAGGGGCCAGAUCAAGGAGAAGAUCCUCAAGGACGUCGUCGCUGCUGUCUCCGCCAUGGCCGCGGGCCUCGUCAAGAAUAGCCGCGGCGACGGCGAGGAGGGUCUCCCGGCCUCCGUCGACGCCGACGACAACAAGUGAAACGGCCGGUCCCCAGAAGUAUAAGAAGAGCCGCGCCGCGCGUUCUCACUUCCGCCCGCGGCCUGCCCGAUGCCCUCGCUCCUCUGCUGCUAUCAUGUGCUCAUUUUAGUGCACGCGGUAGAGGGCUGGCAGAGGGCCAAAUAUUUACAAAGAAGCUCUCGUGAAUCUCUCCUCCGUGUUUGAAGUAUUUGUGGGGUGUCUGUUGGUCAGAUGGAUCGGUUGCCAUAUUAGAGCACGCGCUGGUCCAUCCAUCCGUCCACGGUCAGUCUUGCUGCUUUCUGGUCUCGUUUUGUUUGGGUUUCAGUGGCUGCUGUCAGGAGGUUACUGCUGUUUUUUAAGGAAGAGCCUCCGGGACUGCGGUUGGUGAUGCUGGUUAGUCUUAAGUUUCUGUUGUUUGAUCAGUGUGUUGUGUAAGCUUGUGCCGUUUUGUCGAGCGCUUGGUUGUGUAAGGUUCAGGAGGACUGGAGGAGGGGAUCAGCAAGUAUUAUGGUCUGGUCCCUUCCUCUCUGUGUCACCGACCCCUUCGCUGUAACUCUGCUUUGCUGUCAUGUCAAAUAAAGCUUCUUGUUUGAAAACUGUC